AUGGAUUUAUCGGAGAAGCGACGGCAACUGGAGGAGAUUCGUGAGGCGCGGAAGGCAAAGGAACGGAGUGUCCUUCAACAGCGUCAAAAUGUGGUUCCUCCCAAACGGGAGAGCAUUACCGGCAGUGAAGGUUUGGUAGUUGGUGGUUCGAUAUCCGGCAGUACAGGAUGUGCGCGUACUCGGUGCUCUGUUAGUGUUUCUAAGUGUCCGGGUGAUGGCGAUCGUGCCGUUGAUACAAAAGAGUGUAAGCCCGCUUGUGGGAAUUUGUCGUCCGCAUCAUUGUCUGCUUGUAGCAUUUCUAGGAGCGUGGCGGAAGAUGGUGUUGGCUGCAGCGCAGCGAGAAGGCAAAAAACUCUGACUACGAGCGCACCUUCUGUCAGCGCGAAAACUUUGUGCAGUGCUUCUCACAGCAGCGUUAAGAGUGUUGAAAAUACUGGUUCGGAUCCUGCUAAGGGUGGAUGCGGAGUCGGGAAAGCUUCUGUGACCUCUGUUGAUAGAGAUAUAGUUGGUAGUGUUUUCACUUCUUUCGGAGGAAGUAAAUCGCCAUGUGUCGGUUCUGCGGGUGCUGCAUUUAUGACUCUAGAGCACUCAAUAUUUUUAGGAUCGGUUUGUGGCAGCGGGAGUCGCUGUGUACUGGAUGUGAGAGUGCUUAACUGUCCAUCUUCGGAGGAUGGUGAUGCGUGCUCUAAGGGCUUGUUGUUUGUUGCGGCGUCGCUGUCAGAAGCAUGCAACGUCGAAAAUUUAUCCGACAUGAUGAUGCAAGGAGCAACGGGAGGUUCGACCUUUAGAGGCUUUGAUUCUGUGGGACUCGUUCUACUCAUAUGUAUACAGCAGGGUACAGACGGUGGUGGUCCGGUAGUUGUACCGCUCUGUUUUAGUAGUGAGGUUCGUACUCUGACGUACACGAAACGGUGUCCCCACCUUUUGUUCGGUGGAGCUGCCAAUGGUUGCAUUGUUGCGUGGCGCAUUGACCAAGCACUACAACAAUGUGGACGUGCUGCCUCGCCACCGGUUCUUACCACAUUUGGGAAAUCAUCUUCACUGUCGUAUGGAUGUUUGCCCUCUUCUUCGGCUCUUUCUGCGUCCGCCCCCGUCUAUCCCUGUGUGCAGUCGUUUCCGUCGCCUCACUCCCAUCAAACACAGGUUCUUGCGAUGGCAGUGCAUGGAGAUCUUGGCUCUCACCACCUCUUUUCCAUCAGCGAACAUGGUCAAGUGUGUAUGUGGGAGCCUUCAAAGCUAUGCUUACCCUCUUCAACCCGUGAGAGUUUAGUGCAGGGAAUGGCACCUGGGUGUGUUGGAUCUUGUGCGGCUUUCGUCAGUACCACGGCGGAUGCAAUGAACAAAGUAUUCUUUGGGUGCCUCAACGGUCAUAUCUUAGAGGGGGGAGCAAAGGGACCAGGGGUUGUGGAUAUGCAACCCAUAUCUGGUUCCACUGUUGGUGUUGAUAAAUCAACCCACGAAAACCCCUCAUGUCGCGUACGGCAUCCCAAAGAAAAGUGUUAUGACACCCCUGCUCAUUGCGCUGCCGUUGUCGCGGUCGCACCGCACCCGUUUCACGGUGACCCUCAUGUAAGCGCUACUCUACUUAGUGCAGCCGCCGACGGGAGCUGCUAUCUUUGGCUAGGUUCACGCUGUGCUGCCAUCGAGGGACUCACGUCUCAGGUUAACUGCCUCCAAUGGUCGCCCACCCAUUCGGCGGUGUUUGCAGCUGGAGAAAGUAGCGGCCGCGUUGCUAUCUGGGAUCUGGGCAGAAGCAACUUUCCUGUUGCUAGCGUAUACCCUCAGACAGGGGCAAGACUGGGGUCUGGUGGUUCUUUUUCGUCUAAGCCCUCUACAACCACUUCUGCGAGGAAAUCUGGGACGUUUGUACGAAAUUAUGCACCAAUCUCGUCCUUGUCCUUCUCCGAGGAUGGAUCACGUGUGGUGUGUGGCUCCUCUGACGGGGAGGUGCAUGUGUUUCACUUGCAGGGUGAUCUGGUAAAGGAACAACGUGCGCAGUCGCGUGAGAGGGCAACUGAAGGGGGAGGCAACUCCUAUGCCAGCACUGCGGUAGACUGUGUUGCAGAGGAGUUGCCUCCGGCCUCGGUAUAG
This is a messenger RNA of Trypanosoma brucei brucei TREU927, 2091 nucleotides long. RefSeq lists its product as hypothetical. The record is from RefSeq and is a predicted model, not a curated record. Bases 1 to 2091 code for a protein of 696 amino acids. Gene Ontology annotation, biological process: intraciliary transport. Lineage: Eukaryota; Euglenozoa; Kinetoplastea; Trypanosomatida; Trypanosomatidae. The transcript has a single exon. Gene Ontology annotation, cellular component: ciliary plasm; cytoplasmic dynein complex. Gene Ontology annotation, molecular function: dynein heavy chain binding; dynein light chain binding.